Molecule: messenger RNA, 972 nt
Organism: Triplophysa dalaica
Lineage: Eukaryota; Metazoa; Chordata; Actinopteri; Cypriniformes; Nemacheilidae
Product: prolyl 4-hydroxylase subunit alpha-1-like
Exons: 11
Coding region: 12-941 (309 amino acids)
Biological process (GO): peptidyl-proline hydroxylation to 4-hydroxy-L-proline
Cellular component (GO): endoplasmic reticulum
Molecular function (GO): iron ion binding; L-ascorbic acid binding; procollagen-proline 4-dioxygenase activity
Source: RefSeq, a predicted model, not a curated record
GAUUGCAAAAUAUGGUCAUAACAAAACUAUUGUUAUUUGUGGCGUCUGUCUGCAUUUGCUCAGCUGCUGGGCAUGAAUUCUUCUCAUCAACUGAUCAAGUGAUUCCGCUUGUGGAGGAGGAGAGAACCCUUCUGAAGCUCACCCAUGAUAUCCUUGCUGAAGCUGAGAAUUUAGAGAGCAUUCUUGAAAUUCUAAAGCUCUUUGAGGACCCUGCAGAAACCAUAAAUGACCCUGCUGCAGCUUACAAACUCAUCAAACGACUGCGAUCUGAAUGGUUUGCUAUAACCUCCAGGAGGCAGAGGAUGCUGUCCUGUAGAUACAGCACAGAAGGAGGAAACCCCAGACUGAUUUUAGCACCACUGAAAGAGGAGAUCGAAUGGGAUGAGCCCCGAAUCGUCAGAUAUCAUGACAUGAUAUCAGACAAAGAGAUCGAGAUCUUGAAGAAUCUCUCUAGACCUUACAUGACUAGGUCUCAGACUGGUUCAGGCACAGUCUCGAAUAUCCGUAUUUCUCAAAGUGUGUUUCUGACAGAAGACAACAUUGUGGUUGUUCAGGUCAAUCAGAGGAUUGCAGACGCUACAGGACUGUCUAUGGAAACCGCUGAACAUCUAAAUGUUCAGAAUUAUGGGACUGGAGGCAGAUAUGAACCACAUUAUGAUGCAUUAGAUGAACAGGAUGAUAGAAUUGGUACAUUUCUAAUAUAUAUGAAUGAUGUGGAGAUAGGGGGCGCCACUGUGUUUCCUAAAGCUGGAGUUGCACUCCAACCCAAAAAGGGUUCAGCUGUGUUUUGGUAUAACCUUCACAAGAAUGGUGAUGUGGAUUUGAGAACAGAGCAUGCUGGAUGCCCUGUCUUAAGGGGCAAUAAAUGGGUGGCUAACAAAUGGAUCCAUGAGUUUGGCCAAGAGUUUACAAGACCCUGUUCUUUAUCAAGAUGGGAGUAAAAAACACAUUACAUUGCAGGACCUGUAGCCC